AUGCGUAGUGUGAAGGGAUGGAGAGUAUAUGUUGAGGCGGGCAUGAAGGCAGUUGGAGCUGUUAGAGUGGAACGGGACAGAGCGGAAGUCGGGUUGAGGGAGGUAGAAACGGGAUGGGGCGCGAGAAGGGAAGUUCAUCCGGUGAUUCAGGUGCCCAAUCAGCUGGUGGGUGCGCCCACCGGAACUGACGUGACGUUGGAGUGUUACGUCGAGGCCUCUCCACGCUCCAUCAACUACUGGGUUCGCGAAAAA
Messenger RNA from Gryllus bimaculatus (two-spotted cricket), 252 nucleotides. NCBI's taxonomy places the organism in Eukaryota, Metazoa, Arthropoda, Insecta, Orthoptera, Gryllidae. The record is from the annotation of a GenBank genome assembly.